Molecule: messenger RNA, 729 nt
Organism: Lithohypha guttulata
Lineage: Eukaryota; Fungi; Ascomycota; Eurotiomycetes; Chaetothyriales; Trichomeriaceae
Exons: 2
Coding region: 1-729 (242 amino acids)
Biological process (GO): intracellular protein transport; Golgi vesicle transport; vesicle fusion
Cellular component (GO): membrane; endomembrane system; SNARE complex
Molecular function (GO): SNARE binding; SNAP receptor activity
Source: RefSeq, a predicted model, not a curated record
AUGUCAUCCGAAGAUCCAUUCCUCGAGGUGCAAGCCGACGUCCAAUCCCUUCUCUCCCAAACCCGCACCCUCUACUCCUCCUACCUUCGCAUCCGCACCCUCUCAAGCACCAAAUCCAAAACCGGCCCAUCCCAAGAACUCCUCCAGUCCCGCUCCGAACUAACCUCCAACCUCGAAAACCUCACCUCCGACCUCUCCGACCUCCUCGACGCCGUCCGCGCCGUCGAACCAGACCCCUACCGCUAUGGCCUCGACGUGGCAGAAGUUCAGCGUCGCAAGGCUUUCGUCCGAGAAGUCGCGGAUGAAGUAGAUUCUAUGCGUGCGCAGAUACAGGAUGUUGGGAGUAACAACACACCACACAAUGCGCUGCCGGAUCCCGACGCGUUUGGACGUGACGAGGACGAGUACAAUGAGGACAGCUACGAGGCGAAUGAGGUCGCGGUGCAGCAGACUAUGAUGCGGGAGCAGGAUGAGCAGCUUGACGAUGUUUACAGGACAGUGGGGAAUCUACGGUCUCAGGCUGAGGAUAUGGGGAGGGAGCUGGAGGAGCAGGGUGUUAUGUUGGAUGAGGUUGAUACACUUGCCGAUCGGGUUGGUGGGAAAUUGGCGGUUGGCACGAAGAAGAUUGGGGAGGUGAUUAGACGGAAUGAAGACACAUACAGCAGCUGUUGUAUUGGUGCUUUGAUUGUGGUAUUGAUCAUCUUGUUGAUUCUGGUAAUUGUGAUAUGA